AUGGAGCCCCCUCCGCCGCCGCCACCGCCGCAUGGCACAAAUCCACAAAGCGGUGGCAGGUCUGGAGGUCUCCCUGAUGGCAAAUACGACAUUUUUGUCAUCCCUCCACAUUCCUCGGGCUCGGGCUUCCUCUACCUCCCUUCGCUGCAGACACACCGCAACUCCUUUUUGGCUGGAGCCUUGUGUACCGCAGCCUCCUUUUUCAUCUACUACACCGCCGUACCCGUUGUCAAAGAAUGGCUAGUGAGCACCAUCAACAGUGGCGGGACUGGCGUUUUCACGCUCAUCUGUGGUGUCGCGAUUGUAGCGUGGGCAUUUGGCAAGACCCAAAGUGAAUGGCAAAACUACACUGGAUUUAAUCGUGGAGGGUCUAAUGCGAGUUCAGGUGGUCCAAGUGGUCCAGGCCAUAAUGGCUACGGCAACACUGGAUCUUACACGCAACCAGGGCCUCAACCGAGUGCUCAAUCCCCUCCUCCCCCUCCCCCUCACCCUCAUCCUCCCCCUCCGCCUAAUCAUGGCACGAGCAGCCCUCCUCCACAAUCAUCCUGGCAGAGGCCACCCCCCCAAGCCAAUACCAAAGCCAAUACCACCAGCGCUAAGUCAAGCUGGGAGAAAGCGCGAGAAGAGACAAGGAAAAGAGAAGAGGAUCGCAAACGGGCCGAGGAACUGAAAAAGCGCAGGGAGGAAUUGGAGAAGGAAAGGCAGAAACAGAAAGACGAGCUGGAGAAGGAACGACAGAGGCAGGAACAACUAGAAAAGGACCGGCAGAGGGAGAAAGAAGAGCUCGAGAAGGAGCUCCAGAGACAGAAAGAUCAGCUAGAAAGGGAGCGACUGAAGCUGAGAGAAAAGGAACUGCUUGAGAGACUUGAACGCGAACGCAGGGAGAAGAAAGAGCGUGAGGAGAAGGAGGCGGCCGCAAAAGCUGCCGCUGCCGCUGAAGCUGCUGCUGCUGAAAAGGCGAAAAAGGAGCAGGCUGCUCGAAGUCUUCCCAAGCGUCCACCCAUGCCGACCGCGACCACGGAACGAGACGAUGAUGCAUACUCAUUCAGACCAUAUGACCGACCCAAACGAACGCACAAAGCCAAUUCUGCGGCUUCGAUGUACUCCGAGUCAUCUUACGCCCCGUCAGAGAGCACCGCCAAAACCACGCCACCUCCCUCGAUGCGCGGACCGUAUUCGACCAAAGACCCUGAUAAGAUCAUCAUCAAGGGCGUCUUCUCCUUCAACAAUGCAUUUAUGCGAACCCCAAUUUCCCAACUGAUAUCUGGACAAGGUAAUGUCACCGACGGAUUGAUCUUGCGUAUCACGACCGAAGGCCUAUUCAUCGACGACGACGUACGAGGAGUGCCGCAACGUGAGUGGGAUGUAAAGGCUUGGACGAUGAAGCUGGCAGAGAGCUGCGAACUCUCCGGUCUCCACGUUCUUCGCGCGAGCAUCCGCGAUCAAGAAGGCAAGAAAUAUGUUUUCAUCUUGUCCCAAUCCGAGGGCUGGAAAGUUGCUGUUGGUCUUCAGCGAUUGAGGAGGGGAACGCAAGUGCGUGCCCUGGGCGUCGCUGGACUGCCGAUGAACGAAGCGAAGGCGAUUCUAGAGAACCUUGGGUUUAUCUAG
Messenger RNA from Fonsecaea nubica, 1608 nucleotides. RefSeq lists its product as hypothetical. NCBI's taxonomy places the organism in Eukaryota, Fungi, Ascomycota, Eurotiomycetes, Chaetothyriales, Herpotrichiellaceae. Gene Ontology annotation, cellular component: Swr1 complex. Gene Ontology annotation, biological process: chromatin remodeling. The transcript has 2 exons. The record is from RefSeq and is a predicted model, not a curated record. Gene Ontology annotation, molecular function: ATP-dependent H2AZ histone chaperone activity. The coding region runs from base 1 to 1608 and encodes 535 amino acids.